GAUUUGGACAUUUUUAUUGUGCUGUGUUGUCAGUGUUUUGUUGACAUUUCGGCUCGUUGUCUCAAACAUGUGUGCUCAACACUGUCCCGAGGCGGGACGUGUCUCCGCUGAGGCUCGCGCAAGUGCUCGCGCUCCUGUUACCUAGUUACGAACUAACUAGCAGGAGCUAAGCUAAGCUAACUGCUAGCAGCAGCAGCAGCAGCAAGUGAUUUAUUUGAUCAGACUUGUCAGUUUUCAUCUCCCAUCACGCCUGUGGUUUUGGGACCCAAUGUUGCCACGGGAAGAAACAGACAAACUGAGACAUAGCACUCCGUGAAUGAGUGGCUCACAAGCCAGACAAACGAAGAGAUACCGAGAGGAGAGACCCCUAUUCUGCAUCAUUCUUGUGUAACAGAUUGCAACAGAACUAGACGGCCAGACCGUUGCCAUGUCGACCUCAUCGCUACGGCGACAAGUAAAGAACAUCGUCCACAACUAUUCAGAGGCUGAGAUCAAGGUUAGAGAGGCAACGUCCAAUGACCCAUGGGGCCCCAGCAGCUCUCUGAUGUCAGAGAUCGCUGAUCUGACCUACAAUGUUGUGGCCUUCUCCGAAAUCAUGAGCAUGGUGUGGAAACGCCUCAAUGACCACGGCAAGAACUGGAGACAUGUGUACAAGGCUAUGACUCUUAUGGAGUACCUGAUAAAGACGGGUUCAGAACGUGUUGCCCAACAGUGCCGAGAGAACAUAUACGCAGUCCAGACCCUCAAGGAUUUUCAGUACAUUGACAGAGACGGCAAAGACCAGGGGGUGAAUGUGCGGGAGAAAGCCAAACAGCUAGUGACACUGCUGAAAGAUGAAGAGAGACUAAGAGAGGAGAGGAUCCACGCCCUCAAAACCAAAGAGAAGAUGGCACAGACUUCCAGUGCCUCCUCAGCUCCCUCAGCACCCAGCAUCGGAGGCAGCCUGUCAGUGGGCUCCCACUCUGGAGGGGCAGACCCUGAGCAGGCCUGGCCACAGAGCUCCGGAGAGGAAGAUCUGCAGCUCCAGCUGGCUUUGGCUAUGAGUAAAGAAGAGGCAGAGCAGACUAGCACGGACCCUCUGGAGGACGCAGAGAUCCGCUAUGCAAUCACUCUCAGCAAAGAGAUGCAACAAAAGGAAGAGCGACUGCGCAGAGGUGAUGACCUGAGACUGCAGAUGGCCAUCGAGGAGAGCAAGAGGGAGAAGCUGAAGCCUGAGGAGAGUGCUCUGAUGGAGCUCAGUGCCGUGGACCCCUGGGGGGCCCCUGCUGCUGGCGCCGCAGCUGCCACCGCCACUGUGGGGUCUGCUGGCCCCUCACCUCCACCCACGGUUCCUGCCCCUGCUGCCUCAGGUCCGUGGGGGGCAGCCCCCGCAGACCCAUGGGGGGUAGCGUCACCCACAUCUCCUACAAGCUCUGACCCGUGGGGUGGGGGAGCCCCACCGACUAUAGCCCCUCCUCCAGACCCGUGGGGAGAGACGUCCAACAGAGUUAACAACGUCGACCCCUGGGGAAGCUCAGCUGUGACCCCCCCCAGUGCCGACCCCUGGGGCCCCCCAGUGCCACCCAGCACUUCCUCCUCGGGGGGGCCAGUAGACCCAUGGGCAAGGGACGGGCCUAUCCCUGCCUCUGACCCUAUCACCCCUGACAUCUGGAGUAGCACCGCCGCCAAACAUACUAACGGCACAGGAGACCCAGAGCGGCGAGGGUCCCCAGCAAUGGGCUGUGACAGCACAGGCUCACCGGUGCCCUUCGACCUGUCAUCUCUUGGUUCUUCGCUUCCCGUUCGUAAGACUCCUGAAUCUUUCCUCGGCCCCAACGCAGCGCUGGUGGACCUCGAUUCUCUCGUGUCAUCGAAACCCAAACCCAAACAACCGCCGCCUCCUUCCAUCUCUUCCACUUCAGCGCACAACCCCUUCCUCCAGAACACAGGCUCAUCUCCUGUUCCUGGCAUGGCAGUGACUCCAGGCAGCACCAUUUCAAGUAGGGGGGUCUCUCCAACACCUGCCUCCUCCAAUCCUUUCGGCGUGGCUCCACCCAUGACCUCUAUCUCACCUCAGCCCUCAUCACUUGGCCUUAGCGGCCUCCGCUCCAGUCCUGUGCCUCCCAAUCCCAUGCUGGGCAUGGUGCAACCAGGAAUGGGCAUGGGGCCGAUGAGCGUGGGUAUGGGGGUUCCAGGAAUGGGCCUGGGCAUGAUGCAGGCAAGCCCCAUGGGCAUGCCGUACAGUGGGCUCUCGCCUAUGGCUCCCCCAGGUUCGUCCCUGUUGGGGCCAGGAGGUGCAGCACAUCCUCAGCUGAUUUUGGGUGGGCCCACUGGAACAGGAGGAGUGAUGGGAGCAGGAGGAUCAGUGGGAGGCGGAGGAACGACGGGAGCGAGCACCAACCCUUUUCUUCUUUGAGGAAGUGUCACCACUACUUUGCUCACCUGUUUCAACCUCCUCUGUCGUACCUG
Molecule: messenger RNA, 2448 nt
Organism: Larimichthys crocea (large yellow croaker)
Lineage: Eukaryota; Metazoa; Chordata; Actinopteri; Sciaenidae
Gene: epn1a
Product: epsin 1a
Exons: 13
Coding region: 428-2395 (655 amino acids)
Biological process (GO): endocytosis
Cellular component (GO): clathrin vesicle coat; endosome; plasma membrane
Molecular function (GO): clathrin binding; phospholipid binding
Source: RefSeq, a predicted model, not a curated record